Condylostylus longicornis is the source of this 1119-nucleotide messenger RNA. Its product is annotated as elongation factor Ts, mitochondrial-like. Gene Ontology annotation, biological process: mitochondrial translational elongation. Lineage: Eukaryota; Metazoa; Arthropoda; Insecta; Diptera; Dolichopodidae. Gene Ontology annotation, molecular function: translation elongation factor activity; protein binding. Bases 132 to 1031 code for a protein of 299 amino acids. The transcript has a single exon. Gene Ontology annotation, cellular component: mitochondrial matrix. The record is from RefSeq and is a predicted model, not a curated record.
UUGAACACUUGACACUGACAAAUAAAGUAGGCAUAUAUAAUUUUUCUUGCUUUUUUGUUUUGUUUGGAUUCCUGCACUAUUUUGACGUUCCAAAAUUUAUACAAUAUAUCCAAAACCCUAGUAACAUUUUGAUGAUGAUAUUUUUUAAACAAUCCUCACGAUAUUUCCACAAUUCAUUAGUUUUCUAUAAUGCAAACAAAAGUGGUUUAGCCGAACUUCGAAAGAGAACUGGUUACACAUUUGCAAAUUGUAAAAAGGCAUUGGAGUUGAACGGCAACGAUGUUAGCAAAGCGGAAGAAUGGUUGAAUAAACAAGCUCAAUCCAUGGGGUGGUCUAAAGCCACAAAAUUAGAAAACAGAAGUACAACACAAGGAUUAGUUGGAGUAUUAGUCAAAAAUAAUAUUGGAGCUAUGGUUGAAAUUAAUUGUGAAACUGAUUUUGUUGCAAGAAAUGAACAAUUUAGAAAAUUUGUUGAAUUUGCAACCAAAUUAUGCGCUCAAUACACAAGCAAGACUGAUUUCGAUGGAGACCUUUGGAAACUUGGUUUUGAAACAGAUGCUCUAAAACAUCUGAAAGCAAACGACGGAAAAACUUUAUCUGAUCAUUUGGCUCUUUUAAUAGGAACUGUUGGGGAAAAUGCCACACUCAAAAGAGCAAUUUGCUUUAAAACUAAUAAUGAUUUGAAAUUGUACGCUUACACACAUCCACCUUCUAAUAUUAAUGAACAAUCAGAUGUAAGUUUUGGUAAAUAUGGGACUUUAGUUGCUUUUAGAACGGAAAAGGAUGACAAAGAAUUGCAAAAAAAUAUUUGUCAACAUAUUGUUGGUAUGAGCCCAGUCAAAAUUGGGAAUAUAGAUAAAGAUAAACCAUUAGAAAACAAAGACAAUGAAACAUGUUUAAUAUUUCAAGAAUAUCUUUUGGACCCAAAUUACUUAGUAAAUGAUUUCUUGAAGGAAAAUAAUGUAGAAAUAAUUGAUUAUCAAAGAUAUGAGUGUGGUGAAAAUAUGAAAUGCUUUUCUGAAGAAAAUUAACUAUCGUACUCAAAUUUUUAUUCAAGCUCUUUGUUUUUGGAAUACUUAAAAUUAGCUAAUUAGAAAUAAAAAAAAUUUUCCAAACUUA